This is a messenger RNA of Anneissia japonica, 1052 nucleotides long. Its product is annotated as kappa-type opioid receptor-like. NCBI's taxonomy places the organism in Eukaryota, Metazoa, Echinodermata, Crinoidea, Comatulida, Comatulidae. Gene Ontology annotation, molecular function: G protein-coupled receptor activity. Gene Ontology annotation, cellular component: membrane. The coding region runs from base 1 to 933 and encodes 310 amino acids. The record is from RefSeq and is a predicted model, not a curated record. The transcript has a single exon. Gene Ontology annotation, biological process: G protein-coupled receptor signaling pathway.
AUGGAUGUAUUAACGAAUAAUACGUCAGCUCGCACAGAACUGCACGAUCCCUUGGUGUUGGUCUUAGUCCGUUUGAUGUUGGCUUGUACUGGUAUCAUCGCGAACUCCAUUGUCAUGUUUGUGUUCAUCUACAACAAAACUUACAAAAAGUCACUCUCACGGAAAUUACUUCUCCAUCAGACUGUGAUUGAUCUGACCGGCUCUGUGAUGUUUUUGAUCUUCUACAACACUGAUGUUCCUGAUGGCACUGGUGGAACCAUAUUCUGUAAAAUGCAAUUUCUUUUUGUGUACACGUCGGCGACAUCAACAUUCAAUUUUGUUAUGCUUACAAUUGAACGUUAUACUGCCGUCGUACACCCAUUGUUGUAUCGCCAGAAAUCUUUGGACGGAAAAUUUAGGUACCUAUCGCUCAUUAGCCCCCAUGUCAUCGGUUUAAUUCUAACAGGGAGUAUCCCAAUACACGCGGAUAUACACCCUACUGUGAAAGAAUGUAAACCUACGGAAAUCAACGCAGGCACUGGUGUAUUAUCAAUUGUUGUCAAUUGGAUGAUACCUGUUUGCAUUAUGCUAUACUGUUACGUACGAAUGAUGUUAAAAUUACGGAAGAAACGAACAGUUAGCCAACAGCCUUCGUCUGAAUCGCAACCCAGAAAUUUUGGACGAGUUCAGACGUUCAAGUCUGACCUGUUGAGUACACUGAUCCUAAUUGCAUCUGUUUAUAUUGUUACAGUAACUCCAUUCUCUGUUUUUUACUUCAUUUAUUUCAUAUCAGAUAAUUAUAAUUAUAUAUUUCAUGAGCUGAGUGUGAUGUUUCUGGAAUUAAAUCUCACUAUCAAUCCAUUCAUCUACUGUUUGGUGUAUAAGGAUUUUCAACGAGGACUUUACAAGAUCAGACAGGACAUAUUCCUCAGUUUAGAAACUCCAAAUACAUAAAUAUCAUUUAAACCAGCAGCUUUUUGCCUGAUGACCCAAAUGAACGUCCAGGUAAUUGACUCUGCUAAUAUUGAAAACUUGCUUGUUCCAUAAAUUCAGACAAUACAUCUUUAGUUUCA